CCAGGACAAAAAAAACAAAUUCACCAAUAAUUCUGAUUUCCAAUCCAAUCCAACCUUGGAAGGAAGAUAAACAGACACGAGGAUUGUGACCAUCUAUCUGCUUGGGAAGAAACCACGUCAGCAAGACAUAUAGUCCAGCCCUUAUCUUUAAAACCCAUUUCUUCAUCUGUCCACAACUCCACUCCUCUCUCUCUCUUUCCCUCUACGGCGGCCGGCAGCCGGCGGCUGCGAGGCACACAAUGGACCACCUCUACCCCGACGUCAACUACUGGCUUGUCGACCACCCCACAAUAAGCCAGUUCGAGUGGAAACAAGGCUCCACUGUAGGCGCUUCCCCACUCUUCCUCACUCUCACAGUCCUCACCUAUCUCUGUCUCACUGUCCUCCUCCACAUCUCCCCAAUCCCCACCCUCCACGCCACCACUCUCCGCCUCGUCUCCGUCGUCCACAACCUCAUCCUCCUCCUCCUCUCCCUCAUCAUGGCCGUCGGUUGUUCCCUCUCCACGCUCCACCAAAUGCCCCACUACCGUUGGAUCUUCUGCUUUCCCUCCAAUCACACCCCUCCACGUGGGCCGACAUUCUUCUGGGCCCAAAUAUUCUACUUCUCGAAGAUUCUCGAAUUCGUAGACACGCUUUUGAUCAUCUUGAGCGGUAGCAAUCGACGGCUCUCAUUUCUCCACGUGUACCAUCACGUGGUGGUGGUCGUGAUGUGUUAUGUUUGGCUCUACACCUCCCAGUCACUGUUCCCCGUGGCGCUCGUUACCAACGCUUCGGUUCACGUGCUAAUGUACGCCUACUACUUAUUGUGCGCACUGGGGAAGCGUCCGUGGUGGAAGAGGUUGGUGACGGACUGUCAGAUUAUCCAGUUCGUGUUUAGCUUUGCUGUCUCGGGUUUGAUGCUGUACUACCAUUUCACCGGAUUAGGGUGCUCCGGGCUAUGGGGUUGGUGUUUCAAUGCGAUUUUCAACGGUUCGCUUUUGGCGCUUUUCGUUGACUUUCAUUUUAAGAACUAUGCCAAGAGGAGAAAGGGUGAUGAUCAAAAGGCUAAGCGGUCAUGAUUAGAUGGUUCAUGAUUUUUCUAUUGUGAGACACUCUUCCAAGUGUGAUACACUAUUACAAGAGACGAGGAGGUUCAAAUUGGCAGGUUCGGGUCUAUAAUUGCUAUUGCUUGCAAUUUUCAAAUGUACGGUUGUGAUCGGAUUACACUGCCAUCAAUUUGAUAUGCAGUUACCCUGGUUUUCAAUUUUUUUUGUUCUCUAAAUGUCUAGAUGCAAAUAUAUUUAUAAAUUAGUUAUAACUCGGAAUUACGGUAAAACAUAAAAUUUGA
Messenger RNA from Ilex paraguariensis (yerba mate), 1327 nucleotides. NCBI's taxonomy places the organism in Eukaryota, Viridiplantae, Streptophyta, Magnoliopsida, Aquifoliales, Aquifoliaceae. The record is from the annotation of a GenBank genome assembly.